Cordyceps fumosorosea ARSEF 2679 is the source of this 1191-nucleotide messenger RNA. RefSeq names its product SAGA complex component. The record is from RefSeq and is a predicted model, not a curated record. Lineage: Eukaryota; Fungi; Ascomycota; Sordariomycetes; Hypocreales; Cordycipitaceae. Gene Ontology annotation, biological process: regulatory ncRNA-mediated heterochromatin formation; regulation of transcription by RNA polymerase II; RITS complex assembly. The transcript is spliced from 5 exons. Gene Ontology annotation, cellular component: SAGA complex. The coding region runs from base 1 to 1191 and encodes 396 amino acids.
AUGGCACCGGAAGCCAAAGGCGCAAAGGACUCCGCCAAGUCGGCCAAAAAGGACACCAAGGGUGGCACCAUCAAAUUAAAGAAGCAAGCUCCCAAGCACAACAAACCCGGCAACUGGCGUGAUGGUAGCGUCGUCGAGGACGAAAAGAAGAAACCUGUUAGCUCGCCCACAGCAGAUGUCGCCUCUCCCGGCCCCGUCGUCAACCAGCUUGACGACAAUGCGCGCGAGGCCUUUGCAACUGGCCGGCCUCUCGAAGACUCACCCGACCUGCAACAAUGCAAGCACUGCAAGAAGAGCAUCUUGAAGACAGCAACGAAGGCGCAUAUUGCAGGUUGUCUCAAGUUGAAGAAGGAGAAGGCGCAACGCAAGAAGGAGGCGAGGGAAGCCCGCGAACGAGCCAAGGAGGCUGCGCGCGAGGAAGAGGCGCGCAAGGCCGAAGACAAAGACGACGAUGAUAGCGAUGAUGAUGAUGAUAAGAAAGGUGGCAAGCGUGCCGGCAAGAAACCCGAGGAUGGCAAGGGCAAGAAGCGCAAGGCUGAUGGCGAGCCCGAUAAGGCGCCUAAGGCCAAGAAGAAGAAGGAUGAGCCCAAGGCCAAAGUACCCAAGCCCAAAGGGCCUGUCGAUGUCGAACGACAAUGCGGUGUCAUUCUGCCGAACGGACAGCCGUGUGCACGUUCGCUUACGUGCAAGAGUCACUCCAUGGGAGCCAAGCGAGCUGUUGCCGGUCGGUCGCUACCGUACGACAUGCUCCUCGCGGCAUACCAGAAGAAGAAUCAAGCCAAGCAGCAGAAGGCUGCUUUAGACGCCAACGCCCCUGUCCCGGACGAAGACGAAGAGAACCAAGGCCCUGUCGACUCGGACGAGGAGACUGGUGCCGUCAUGGCCGCCCUCAGCAACUGGAAGCCCAAGCCCCUCGUGCCGCAGCCUGUCUUCACCCCUAUCAAGCGCCAGUACCAGCUUGCGCGUCUGCACGAGCAGCUUCAGAUGGCUACUAACGGCGGCCGCACCAACAUCUUCCAAGUCAUCGGCUACGGCGCGCAGAAACUGCCAGAGGGUCAUCCGGGACUGGAAGACGGCGACGCGGAGGGGGAGGACGUGGGCGCGAUGAGCUUCCCAACGUCGGCAAGAUCAGGGUCGUUUGCGAUUCCGCCGACGCCUACGAGGGUAGCCACCGCAGUGGCUAGGGGCUAG